UUGUGCGGAUGAUCGGACGGCCCCAAAAUCGAGUGCCGGGCGAAGGAACACCCGGGUACCCAUAGAUUUUCCCAAGCCAUGGUCUCCGCCGUCGCCUCCAUGCCGGCGAUGGCCGCGGCCCCAAUCACCGCCAUCUUCUCACCGUCUCUCCCAUCCUUUCUCCGCUCACACCAUACCAGCGGCCAUCGAGCUGCCACCACCCCGACGGUAGCCUUCUCCCGCCGCUUCCGCGAUGUAAACCCUAGCCAUAAACGCUCAGGAGGCAAGGCCACCCUGGCUCCCGCCACCGACGAAGGCUUUGGUGUCCUGGAGACGGAGCUCUGGCGCCUCCGCCGGCGCAUGGAGCUGCGGCUCCACCGUCUGGCAGUCGAGGCCGACGAGGCCUACCGCGACCUUCGCUACGCCGCGCGCGACGUCGGCGGGGACCGCCUGGUCAUAACGUUCCGCCGUUCGUCGCUGCGCUUCGCUGCCUGUACGCUCUUCUGGUCGCUUGCCUUUACUGUCGCGGCGCGAGCGCUGCUGGGGAUGGUUUCACGGGCGUGGUGGUGGCUGGGUUCGGGGAGGGGAUGGUGGGGUGGACGGGGUGGCGGCGGGGCGGUUGUUAGGCGGAGGGACCGCAGCCUUGGAGGGAAGGAGGUGGUGGUCGCUGUUUCGUCGUCGCCUAUGUCUGCAGCCUGGACUAGCCAUGUCCAAGAGCCAGCAAGGGUGGUCAGGAGGAGGGAGCCGAAAGCGAAGGUGCCGGAUUGGUGGCCGGAGGUGGGAUUGAAAGUAAUGGAACCAAGGCCAGAGAUGGAGAAGUGGACGCGACUGGCCAACAGAUUGGUCCGAGCAAUAAUUGAUAAUAGAAUCACUGGGAGGGAUUACAGAUAUGAUGAUGCAAUUCAACUUAGGCAAAUAUGCAAGACAUGUGGCAUAAAGGUCUCCUUUGACACUGAGAAUGCUCGCGAUUCUUUCUACAGAGCAGCAGUGAACUUUGUUCUAGAUGAUUGCAGCAGAGGAGAACAAGUUAAUGAUGAGAAUCCAAGGGAUUUUCUUGCUGGUCUUGCUACUAAUAUUGGAUUGGACAAUCCUCGUGCUGCCACUCUUGUAUGUGCUUCAGUUGCUGCUCGCACACGUACAUGUACAUGUUUCUUACAAUGCUGGGCCCUAGAGAUUCAAGGAAAACGACCAGAAGCACUGGAUGAGCUUUUGAAGAUUUGUAGAAUUCAUAACAUGUUUCCUCCUGAGGACAAUUCUGCAGAGAUGGAAAUGGUGGCUGCUGGACUCGAAAAUAAUUUGCAAGUUGCUGAGAGGGUUCACCUUCUAACAUUAUUCCGGAGGGCUUGUACUACUGCGAACAUCAAAACAGCAGCAGAGGCUCUUGGCCUGAAUUUGCCAGAUGAAUGAGAAUGAAGCAGAAGGGUUUGUUUUGUCCCAAAAAAUUCUAGUUCGUGCCGUCUCCCAUACAUCAACCUCAGAUGAUGGCCUGAAACCCCAACAACAAUUUAUGGUUGAAGCUUUAGGUAACCUCAGUUUGCAAACAUGCAGAACGAAGCAUACCGCAGGCCCAGGUUUCCACCUCAUCAUGUACCGGCGAACAUAUUUGCGCCAUCCCCCAUGAGUGAUGCUGAAUCAUAUCUGGAGGACAGAUCUGCCCCAUCACGAAUGAUGAUGAACCAUUUCGAUCCAUUCCUUUUCUUGUCUGCUUCAUAAAGCUUCUAUGUUAUUUAAUUUUUUAAUUUUUUUUUGGGGUUAGGGGGGGGGGGUGCGGCUUUAUUGUGUGUGGAUCGCCUAUAAUUAUAUUACCUCCGUUGUUAAAUAUGUAGUACCAUUGAUUUUUUUUCAUUCACUAGUAGAGUGGAAGCACUACUAUAGUAGUAGAUUUUAACAAUUCACUUGACUAACCACAUAUGUUAAUAUAACAUUAACUUGUGCC
Panicum virgatum (switchgrass) is the source of this 1915-nucleotide messenger RNA. RefSeq lists its product as uncharacterized. The transcript has 7 exons. The record is from RefSeq and is a predicted model, not a curated record. Lineage: Eukaryota; Viridiplantae; Streptophyta; Magnoliopsida; Poales; Poaceae. The coding region runs from base 79 to 1386 and encodes 435 amino acids.